Molecule: messenger RNA, 528 nt
Organism: Pediculus humanus corporis (human body louse)
Lineage: Eukaryota; Metazoa; Arthropoda; Insecta; Psocodea; Pediculidae
Exons: 4
Coding region: 1-528 (175 amino acids)
Molecular function (GO): protein binding
Source: RefSeq, a predicted model, not a curated record
AUGAUGAUAAAUAGAAUUGAACAUAUUGGAGUAAUAUUCACCCGUACGAAUUUCGUGACGUUGAAAUACGUCACGGAUAAUUGGGGUACGGAAAAUAACGGUUUUCGACUCGUUAUAACAGCCGUUAAAGAUCCCAAACACGAAUGUAGGGAUUUUCGUUGUCAUCAAAAAGAAUUUUGCAUUCAUCCCGAACUAUUAUGCGACGGUAUAAGUCAUUGUGCCGACGGAAGUGACGAAUCAUCACCAAAAUGUUCUAAAAACGAUUCCGGUUACAUAUUAGGAAUAAGUUUACCCAUAUUCGUAGUCGUAUCAAUCAGCUUUCUAUUGAUAUUAACCGCUUUGGGGGUCAUAGCUGGAAUUAUUUUCUGCAGGAAUCGGCCUUCAAUGCAACAAAGCACUCCUUCUCACUCUCAGCAUCCCCGAAAACGUUUUCCGCCAUUUUUUUUUUCUUUUCUAAGAAUAACAUUGUAUUCUUUGAUGUUCCGACAUUUUUCUUUUUCCCCCGGAAAACCCGAUCGUAACGAUUAA